Messenger RNA from Klebsormidium nitens, 238 nucleotides. The record is from the annotation of a GenBank genome assembly. Lineage: Eukaryota; Viridiplantae; Streptophyta; Klebsormidiophyceae; Klebsormidiales; Klebsormidiaceae.
GCAAGUCGCCCUGGUCAUCAUCUCGGUCAAGGCCCUGUACGACUUAACCCACCUCGAGGAAGAGAUCCACCACCCGUUCCUGGACGCGCCGCGGCCGCGCUACCCGUACAUGCGCAUCCGGCACAAGGACUUUCCGUGGGGGCCCUGCGACUUACUGAACCUGGACUGCUGGCGUGAGCUGAAAAAGCAGAACCAACAAGAGGUGGAAGCGCUGCAUAACCGGCGACUCAGGGGUUAG